AGAUGUUUUUUAGUUUUUGUUUACGUUGACUACGUUGACUCUUCUUGACUCUACAUCCUGACAUCUUUGAAAAAAGUGAAAUUAAAUUAGUUAGAGGAAAGUGAAAAGUGCCGAAAUUCUCCAAGAAAAUCAACAAAAAUGAAACUUUACGUUUUUCUAUUAUAUGUCACUUGUUUCAAAUGUAUCUCAGCAUUCGACUCUGAACAAUUAGAGGUUUUUGAUGCUGUGGAUGAAGUUAAAAUUAACUUUUAUGAUCUCCUGAACGUUUCCAAAGAUGCUGCAAGUUCAGAGAUCCGUUCAGCCUUCAGAUCGCUAUCCUUAAAACUUCAUCCAGAUAAAAACCUAGAAAGUGAUACAUCCGAACAAUUUAGAAAUUUGGUUUCAGUUUAUGAAAUUUUAAAGAGUCCUUCAAAAAGAAAAUACUAUGAUGAAGUUUUAGUUAACGGGCUACCAAAUUGGAGAUCUGCAGUUUAUUAUUAUAGAUAUGUUCGGAAAAUGGGCAUGACCGAAGUUUGUAUUAUUUUAUUUGUUUUUAUUACCGUUGGACAGUAUUUGGUAAAUUGGGCCGCAUAUUUUGAGAAGAAAUUUACUUUGCAAGAAAAUACCAAAAAGAAGAAGGUAGGACGAAAAGGAAAGAAUACAGAAGAAGAAAUAGAUUUAAACAUGUAUAUCCAAAAACCGUCAUUUAUUGAUACUCUUCCAUUCCAAAUACCUAAAUUAGUUUGGGUAACUAUUAUAUCUUUGCCAUCAGCAUUAGGUUUUCUGAAAGAUUCGGUGGCACAACAAAUAGAAGAAGUCACCAAACCACCUCCAGAGCCAGAACCAGUGCCUGUUAAAAUAAAAACAGUAAGAAAAAGAAAUAAAUUUGUCGUUCCUGAAGGGCCUAAUUUUGAGACUCUUGGCUCAGAAACAAAUUAUAAUGAAUCUGAACAAACUUCUACCCCUUUGCCGAUCAUCGGUGGACUAUGGACUGAUGAUGAUUUAGAGGAGUUGAUUCGUCUAGUGAAAAAAUUUCCACAAGGAUCUGCUAAGAGAUGGGAAAAUAUUGCAGAAGCCUUGGGAAGAUCGGUGCAAGAAGUAACAUAUAUGGCAAACAAAAUGAAAGAGAAUGGUUACAGGAAUCCCACAGAAACCGAGGAAGAAGCACCACAAAUUAAAAUGAAACAAAAAACGAAAAAGGAGACUGAUACUGGGGAUAGUGUAAAAAAGUGGUCGCAAGUACAGCAAAGAGCUUUGGAAGAUGCUCUAGCUAAAUAUCCAAAGGGAUGUGCUGAAAGGUGGGAUAAAAUUGCAGACCGUGUUCCUGGAAAAGCCAAAGAAGAAUGCAUGAUGAGGUUUAAAUAUUUAGCAGAAACUUUAAAGAAGCAAAAAGAACCGUCUGGGGAUGGUGUAGAUGUUGAUAAUGAAACUAGUAAUGAAUAAAUAUUUUAUUAAGUAAAUGUGUUUUGACCAGAUUUCACAAAUAAAUUCCUAAUGUCUAGCUGGAACCAAGUUAGCCAGAUAAUUGCUACUGAAAUCAACAAAAUUAUUUUUUUGUCUCAGUGCAGCAUCUUGUUGGAUAUUGUCGUACCAUCUGGAGACAUUAAGGAAUUUCUCUUUGUCUAAACUUGAUAAUCCAGCCUGAAACAAAAUUUGAAGCCAAGAUAUUCAACAUUGAGGCUGCAUUUCUUACCAUAAUAUCAGCCAACACGUAAUACAAGAACACAUCUGAAACAGUUAACCUAUGACCAACAAGAUAGGUUUGUGUAGAUAAGAUUGUGUUCAGAUCCUGAAAAUAUGUUUUCAUAUGGAAUUGAUUUGUGAAAUUGUAUAUAGAUAUAGAAAAACCUACCCUCAAUAAAACUUUAACGUUCUGGCCAUUAUUUGCAUUUGCAGCAUACACAAUGCCAUAUUCAAGCCACUGAAACAUUGCAGCUUCCUGUAAAGGGUCGUUGGGUCCUAAAUUUGACUUUGAAUCUUUGAGGAAAGAGAAAAUUAUAUUUAUUGUUCCAGUUGAUGUUUGGUUGUUGUUGACGCGGGUGUAGA
Messenger RNA from Ceutorhynchus assimilis (cabbage seed weevil), 2025 nucleotides. NCBI's taxonomy places the organism in Eukaryota, Metazoa, Arthropoda, Insecta, Coleoptera, Curculionidae. The record is from the annotation of a GenBank genome assembly.